Aspergillus udagawae is the source of this 2370-nucleotide messenger RNA. Its product is annotated as RNA lariat debranching enzyme. Gene Ontology annotation, biological process: mRNA splicing, via spliceosome. Gene Ontology annotation, cellular component: nucleus. Gene Ontology annotation, molecular function: RNA lariat debranching enzyme activity. The transcript is spliced from 3 exons. Lineage: Eukaryota; Fungi; Ascomycota; Eurotiomycetes; Eurotiales; Aspergillaceae. Bases 1 to 2370 code for a protein of 789 amino acids. The record is from RefSeq and is a predicted model, not a curated record.
AUGGAAGUGUCCACAGCGAACUCUGCCCCGUUCAGGGUCGCUUUUGAAGGUUGCGGACACGGCCGACUUGAUGACAUCUACGCCUCUGUCGCAAGGACAGCUACUCGAAGGGGCUGGGAUGGCGUCGAUCUUGUGGUGAUCGGAGGAGACUUCCAAGCCGUCCGCAACUCAAACGAUCUCGCUUGUAUGUCAGUGCCUCAGAAAUACAAGCAGAUUGGCGACUUCCAUGAAUUCUACAGCGGAAAGAAGAUCGCCCCUUACUUGACUGUCUUCAUUGGGGGUAACCAUGAAGCAAGCAACUACAUGUUCGAGCUUUACUACGGUGGUUGGGUGGCACCCAACAUCUAUUACUUAGGGGCAGCAAAUGUCAUCCGUUGCGGCCCUCUUCGCAUUGCGGGCUUGUCUGGCAUCUGGAAAGGCUACGACUACCGAAAGCCACAUUUUGAGCGUCUUCCCUACAACAAUGAUGACGUGCAGAGCAUUUAUCAUGUGAGAGAGUUAGAUGUACGCAAGCUUCUGCAAAUUCGUACUCAGGUUGAUCUUGGCUUGUCCCAUGACUGGCCCAACCAAGUUGAGCUUUGCGGUGACUACGAAACGCUUUUUGCAAAGAAACAUGGGUUCAGAGAGGAUUCCAACAGCGGCCGACUUGGAAGCAUUGCCGCCAGAUUUGUUCUUGACCGUCUGCGCCCUGCCUUCUGGUUCUCGGCCCACUUGCAUGUGAAAUUUGAUGCAGUGGUUCAGCAUGGGGACAACUUGCAUGCGGAUUCUCUCGGACCGACGAAACCCAUUGCGACUUCUCAGAGAAACCCUUCCAACACAUCUACUCUCACAACCUCUUUUGGGAUGGACGGUGCCGUUGUCACCUCGCUCGUACUCGGUGAUGAAGACAUGCCGACCGAGGAGACCCAGGUUCCACACGAUCUUGCUGAGAACAAAGGGCAUGCCACCGCCACUCAUAUGGAAGACGAGCACGUGGAAGGGCCUUCCAGGGAACUACUACUUGCCACUCAAGAGAUGACUCAGAGCAACCCAGUUGGCUUUUCUCGCACCAGCUCACCGCUUAAGCGCGUUCACGGCGAUGAUCAAAGCCGAAUUUCAGCGUGGAAUAACUUUCAUGCAGUGGCUGCAAGAGACGAAACAGCGGAGAAUAUUCGUCGCUUGGAAGAAGCACACGACACCUCAGCUUCGGAUGUCGCACAUAGUCUAACAUGGCGCAAGAUAAGUGUUGACGAGGAUGAUCCCGUGCGAAAGAUCACUAAGGUUGAGAAGCCGGUUGACGAGGACGAAUUGGAAACCAAGAAGCAAAAGACUGACCAUGCCCUAAGCGCUACAAAGAAUUCUGACGAGAUCCCUCUCGAUCUAGAUAGCGAUUCCGAUCUGGAUAUAUCUACGACGACUGAGACACAGGCCGCAGCUCAAAAGCAGGAUGCAGUUGUUGUGCAACCGGCCACCUCAGGUGUUCCUGGCGAUGGUGCGCCAAAGGCUUCAGGCGCCAUCCAACAGGACAAACCUCAGGUUAGAACUCUAGUCUCUCAAGACGUUCGCAAUCUACUCCCUACGAGCUUCUCUCGGCCUGAAGGUGCUGUAUCCCAGGACGUUCGUAACCAACUUCCCGCCAGCUUUUCUCGGGUGGAGGGUGUAGUCUCCCAAGAUGUUCGCAACCAGCUCCCCUCGAGUUUCGCACGUCCUCAAGCCAACUCAAAGACCGAUCCGUCCGUCAGUGAAUCUGUUCCUGAAACAAUUGCCAACAAGACCACACGUUUCCUCGCAUUGGACAAGUGUGAGUCAAAGCGACAUUUCCUGGAACUGCUCGAGAUUCCGAUUGUUUCUGAUCAGAAUGGCACUCAACGCGCUCGUCCUUUCCGCCUUGAAUAUGACAAAGAGUGGCUGGCUAUCACUCGCGUGUUCGCCAACGAGUUGCAGCUGGGCGAUCCCGCCGUUCAAAUGCAGCCGGACCGUGGCCAGGCAUUCUACAAACCCCUUAUCGAAGAGGCCGAGCAGUGGGUUGAAGAAAACGUCGUCAAGGCUGGCAAGAUGAUGGUCCCAGAGAACUUCACCCCCACUGCACCUUUCUUCGAUCCCGCCGUCCCUAUUACUACUGACGAGUUGCCCCCUGAAUACACUAACCCUCAGACUGCUCAGUUCUGUGGACUCAUCGGAAUCGAAAACAAAUUCCACCUGUCGGACGAGGAGCGCCAAGCAAGGGUUGAGGCUGGCCCUCGUCCCAACAAGCCGAAGCCCGAAGGUGGAUGGAACCGUUCCCGCCGUCGUAACUACAAUAAUAGCAAUCGCGGCGGCGGCGGUAGUCAGUGGCGUGGAAGAGGAGCAGGGCGCGCUCGGGGACGAGGUGGCGGUAAUCAGCGCUGGUAA